Molecule: messenger RNA, 4194 nt
Organism: Hippoglossus stenolepis (Pacific halibut)
Lineage: Eukaryota; Metazoa; Chordata; Actinopteri; Pleuronectiformes; Pleuronectidae
Gene: ppp2r5d
Product: protein phosphatase 2, regulatory subunit B', delta
Exons: 16
Coding region: 343-2223 (626 amino acids)
Biological process (GO): protein dephosphorylation; signal transduction
Cellular component (GO): cytosol; nucleus; protein phosphatase type 2A complex
Molecular function (GO): protein phosphatase activator activity
Source: RefSeq, a predicted model, not a curated record
CACUCACACUCUCACUCACUCUUACACUCACACUCACACUUACACUCACUCUCACUCUUACACUCACUCUUACACUCACUCUCACUCUCACACAACCCUCAGUCUCCAGGUGUUUGUUGCUGGGGAAGAAUGAAGCCCCGCCUCCCCCUCAUCUAACCCAAUCAUAAUAAUUCCUGCAUGUGAUGUUAUGGUCGCGAGGCAAAUCCUCACCCCGGCAGCCAAUCAGAUGACUUGGCACCGGGACGGACGAAGGUAGCAGACACAGACCGACUGACAGCUUCUGAUUCCCGGGGAAGAGCAUCACGGAGCCUCCGGGAAAACACACCCUGCCGCAGAUUCAAGAUGCCGAACAAAACCAAGAAGGACAAGGAAACAAACAAAUCUGCCAAAAGCACGAAGAGCAACAGCAACACGAGUUGCGGGAAAGAUAAUGCCACAGACAGCACAGAUGAGGUGCAGCAGAGUGGCAGUAAACGUCCCAGUAACAGCACGCCUCCUCCCACGCAGCUCAACAAGAUCAAAUAUUCAGGAGGAGCUCAGCUGGUGAAGAGGGAACGUCGUCAGAGCUCGUCACGCUUCAGCCUCACCAACAACCGAGAGCUACAGAAGCUCCCUGCGCUCAAAGAUGCGCCCCCGGAGGAGUGUGAGGAGCUGUUUGUGCAGAAGCUGCGUCAGUGCUGCGUCCUGUUCGAUUUCGUCAGCGACCCACUCAGUGACCUCAAAUACAAAGAGGUGAAGAGGGCGGGGCUCAACGAGAUGGUCGAGUAUAUCACACACAACAGUGACGUGGUGACCGAUUGCAUCUACCCUGAGGCCGUCGUCAUGUUUUCAGUGAACUUGUUCCGGACUCUUCCUCCGUCAUCAAACCCGACCGGAGCAGAGUUUGAUCCCGAGGAGGACGAACCCACGCUGGAGGCUGCCUGGCCUCACCUGCAGCUCGUGUACGAGUUCUUCCUUCGUUUUCUGGAGUCUCCAGAUUUUCAGCCAAACGUCGCCAAAAAAUACAUCGACCAGAAGUUUGUUAUGUCGCUUCUGGAGCUGUUCGACAGCGAGGACCCCAGAGAGAGAGACUUUCUGAAGACCAUCCUCCACCGCAUCUACGGCAAGUUCCUCGGCCUCCGAGCCUACAUCCGCCGCCAGAUCAACAACAUCUUCUACAGAUUUAUUUAUGAGACAGAACAUCACAACGGAAUCGCUGAGCUGCUGGAGAUACUGGGCAGUAUUAUCAAUGGCUUCGCUCUACCGUUGAAAGAAGAACACAAGAUGUUUUUGAUUCGAGUUUUGUUGCCCCUUCACAAAGUCAAGUCUCUGAGCGUCUACCACCCUCAGGUCAGUCCUCACAUUGUCUGUGACAUCAUCAGUGAUGUCAUCAGGACUGGAUGUAACCAUGUGAGUGUCUCUCCUCAGCUGGCGUACUGUGUGGUCCAGUUCCUGGAGAAGGACAGCAGCCUCACCGAACCGGUGAUCAUAGGUCUGCUGAAGUUCUGGCCAAAGACUCACAGUCCAAAGGAGGUGAUGUUCCUGAACGAACUGGAGGAGAUCCUGGACGUCAUUGAGCCGUCAGAGUUUGUCAAAGUCCAGGAGCCGCUCUUCAGACAGCUCGCCAAGUGUGUGUCCAGCCCACACUUCCAGGUGGCAGAGCGAGCGUUGUAUUACUGGAAUAACGAGUACAUCAUGAGUCUGAUCAGUGACAACGCCACCGUGAUCCUCCCCAUCAUGUUUCCUGCUCUCUACAAGAACUCCAAGAGCCACUGGAACAAGACGAUCCAUGGUCUGAUCUACAACGCUCUGAAACUCUUCAUGGAAAUGAACCAGAAACUGUUUGACGACUGUACACAACAGUACAAGGCUGAGAAACAGAAAGAGAAAUACAAAGUGAAGGAGAGAGAGGAGAUCUGGCACAAGAUCAAAGAGCUGGCCCAACAGAACCCACAGACCAACAAGCUCCACCCUCUCCGCCCUGGACUCCCCCCACAGGAUGAGUACAUGUUGUACAGUGACAGUACUGUAGCUGUGUACUCGAUGGAAAUAGAAACUCCGACAGUUGAAGACAUUCAGCUACUGAAGAAGACAGUGGAGAGUGAGGCCUCACAGGGUGUGAAGAAGGACCAGGCUCUGAUGAGGAGAAAGUCUGAACUUCCUCAGGACGUCUUCACCAUCAAAGCUCUGGAGGCUCAUAAGAGAGCGGAGGAGUAUCUGACAGCCAAUCAGGAGGCUCUCUGACCGGGGGGCGGCUCCUUCUUUGCAAAAACCCGCUUCCCUCCUGUCCGUUUCUUAGGGGAGGAAGUUAACGUUGUCGUGGAGACGCUGUUCCGGGGUCAGGUGAGGGCGGAGCUGACGCAGUGUUCUAAGAAAAAAAAAGAAAAGGCCUCUCACCUCUGCCCCUGGUGGCUGACAACAAGAAGGACAGUGUCAAACCUCCGCCCUGUCCUCGCCAUCGCUUCACCUGUCACAGUGUGAACACCAUCAGGUCCCUGAAUGCACCGCCAACAUCUCCCUGAGCGCUUCGCUAACAGGUCCCUGAAAACGCCACUAGCAGGUCCAUGAACGCACUGCCAACAGUUCCAUGAGCCUCGACAGGUCCAGUGAAGGCGGAGUCAGAAGAUGACUGUCACAUUAACGGACUGACGAGGAGACACAGUGAAUGUAGACGUCCAAUCAGCUUCCAGUAAAUCCUGGAGGAACAGAAGUUUGAUUCCAACAUGAUUUAAUUUCUCUUUCCCUGAUUGCUUGGUUUUAUUUUGUUGAAAAGUCUCAUCAUCCACUUUAGACCAAUGAUGAACGUUUUUUGCUUUCCUCUGUUAAAACUGUAGAGAUGUAGCCGUUACUCAUCAGGUCAAAGGUCAAACCAAGCGAUGAAUAGUCGAGGCUCUGAGGACAGACUAAAACCUGACGUGGCCGUUGGACCUUGAUUGAUCGAAACGGAAGGAAAAGGACCCGUCUGAUUGGUUUGUGAGGACGAAGCAGCAGCAGCUGAACGCAGGUGAACCAGGUUUCAUUUCUGACCUCUGACCUCUGACCUGGACACCCGGGCUCUGGUUUUUUGCUAACUGCUGUCAGUCUUUAUUUGCGAGCUCCCCUAGAGGGCGCAGCCAUGUGGAGGGAACAAGUAGCAUUGCAUGGUUUAAGUCCGCCCACACACUUGUGACAUCACGGCUGCUGAAGCCAAUGACAAUUCAUCAUUUACGUCUUUAAAUCUUCACACAGGACGACUGGGAUUUCAACCCGCCAAAAUAAAAUGCUGAGCUUGAACAGUUUGCGGCGAAUGUGUGAUCAGACUCGGAUUCCCAUGAUCCUCUGCUGCGACACUUCUGUUUACAAACGUCAGCAACACGUUAACUCUGUUUUUAAUAGAAACAAAAAUCACAGUUUAUUCAUAAAUGAAACCUUUGACAUCAAAGAAACUUCACUGGACUUUAUUUGUGAAAGAUGCAGAUAAACAAUUUUUAUUUUCUGACAAACAUUUAACGUCGGAUUGUAAAAAAAUAGAGUAAAGGUCAGAGAGUAAAAAACAAAAUUUGACUGUUUCCCGGAGAAAAUAAAUUCAUGUGGAUAAAUUAAAUUUAUCUCUCUCAUUUCGUUUGCUCAAAAUCACGAGGUUUGUUUGAUUUGAUGGAAUAUUAUUGUUAAUAACUUCACGUAAAUUUUCCCUCGUAGUUAAAUGGUCAUGUGACCUUCAGGUCAGGACGUCAUCUUUUUCAGGUUUUGUGUGAACUUGUACGUUAAAUGUUGAACGCAAUUUAGUGACAAAUCAAUCUGCUUCCAUGGACUCGGACAACGCCCCCUCAUCAGACCCGGCCCUUUUUUCCCUCACCGUCAUGUGGGCUUGUCCUUCAUUGAUCAGCUGUCAGUCAAACCAGUGACCAUUCCUUUGGUGGGAUAGCCCCGCCUCUCUUGUUCUCACCUCUGGACAAAACGGUGAUCACAGCCCUGGACUUGGACUUGAUCAUGUUGAGCUCUGUCCACCAGGGGGCAGAACAGGACGUCUCAGCUUAACUCCUGACCUGACAUGUGCUCUACUGCCCCCCCCACUGGUCAUGGUUGAUCUGCCCCCUGCUGGACACAUGAUGAAUGUGUGAGCUCAGUUUUUAUUCCAGGAUUCAGUUUAUUUUUACCUUUAAUGAGUCCGAACAUCACAUGAGUGAUUUUGUACAAAUGUUCAUGUACAGAAGAAAAUAAAAGAAAUAUAGUGUU